ACAAAUGCCCUCGUGGACCUCAUGGAUCCACCUCAAAAGCCGGCGGUAAGUCUUCAGUUAUUUAAAAAACGUUGCUCCCUCUUCCUCCUUCCUCCUCUUCUCUUUCUCUCUCUCUAUAAAAUCCCAAACAUAAACUCGCAUGCCUAUUGAUCGAAGGCCUGGCAGACCCACUUCGGGGGGAAAAUCUUCUGGAACGGAAACCGAGUUGUUGUUAAUGCGGCCUUUGUCCCGAGCCCAAGUGGUUGUUUGGUGUGGAUAUGUUGUAGUUUGAAUGAGCGUUGGCUGGUGUUUGAGUUCUGCCUCCUCUUGUUUCAAGAACCGGUGGGCGUCUUGAUUGGUGGUGCUGCCAAGCUUUGGUUGGGUUCUUGGGAGGAUGUUUUCUUUGACGUGUAGCCAGAGGGCUUUGGAUCUGGUCGCUUGUGGGUGCCCUUUGAGUGGAGGCGGCUGUGGGAGGUCGCGGCGGAGGCCGGUUUGGCGGCGCAGCGGUGGUGCUCGCUGCCGGGUCUCAUCGACACAGAAUGUGGAUGUUUCAAGUUUGGGGCCGCCUGUUGGUGUCAAACCUUUGGUAUCUGGUACCGGACCCAUCCAGAUGUCUUCUUUGCUGGAAGCGGUUUCCAAUGACCUGCAACAGCUAAACAAGAAUCUAAAAUCAAUUGUUGGAUCAGAAAAUCCAGUUCUAGUGUCUGCAGCGGAGCAGAUAUUUGGUGCUGGUGGAAAGAGGUUGAGGCCUGCUCUGGUUUUCCUGGUGUCAAGGGCCACUGCUCAAAUUGCAGGUUUAGAGGAACUAACAACCCAACAUCAACGUUUAGCAGAGAUCAUCGAGAUGAUCCAUACAGCAAGUUUGAUACAUGAUGAUGUGUUAGAUGAAAGUGAAAUGCGAAGAGGGAAGGCAACAAUUCAUCAACUAUAUGGGACACGAGUAGCAGUACUGGCUGGAGACUUCAUGUUUGCACAAUCUUCUUGGUACCUCGCAAAUCUUGAAAACAUUGAAGUUAUAAAACUUAUAAGCCAAGUUAUCAAGGAUUUUGCUAGUGGUGAAAUAAAGCAAGCUUCAGGCCUUUUCGACUGUGAUGUUACGCUGGAAGAGUAUUUGCUUAAGAGCUACUACAAGACUGCAUCUUUGAUUGCCGCAAGCACAAAGGCUGCUGCUAUAUUUAGUGGUGUCAGCAGUAGCUUGUGCGAACAGAUGUAUGAAUAUGGAAAGAACCUGGGCCUAUCAUUCCAGGUGGUUGAUGACAUUCUGGACUUCACUCAAUCCGCAGAGCAACUUGGCAAACCAGCUGGUAGUGACCUGGCAAAGGGAAACUUGACUGCCCCUGUGAUUUUUGCAUUAGAGAAGGAGCCAAGGAUACGAGAUAUCAUCAACUCCGAGUUCAGUGAUGAUGGUUCAUUAGACACUGCAAUACACUUAGUUAAUGAGUGUGGAGGAAUCAAGAGAGCUCAAGAUCUAGCAAAAGAAAAAGGUGACUUGGCAAUCCAAAAUCUUCAGUGCCUCCCUCAGUGUGAGUUCAGAUCUUCACUUGAGGGGAUGGUGAAAUAUAAUCUUGAAAGGAUUUACUAGAAAAGGUUCCGUUGUUGAUUGAAGUAGAGCCAUCCAUGUGACUCCAGUGGGAAAGAAAGAGGUGCAAUGAUAAAGCAACACAUUGGAUCUAUGUUGCCGGAAAUUGAUUUAAUCAUUGAUUUAAUUGCAUAGGGAUAUUGCUUUAUAUAAGGUUUUUGAUCAUUGGUUCAACAACCAUGGUGACAUUCUAUUCACAUUCCUAAAUAUUAAGUGGAAUAAAAUGUAAUAGUUUCCUCUAUACGAAUAAAAUUUAAAGUUCAUUCAUA
Messenger RNA from Elaeis guineensis (African oil palm), 1827 nucleotides. RefSeq names its product solanesyl-diphosphate synthase 2, chloroplastic. The record is from RefSeq and is a predicted model, not a curated record. Gene Ontology annotation, cellular component: chloroplast. Gene Ontology annotation, molecular function: prenyltransferase activity. Lineage: Eukaryota; Viridiplantae; Streptophyta; Magnoliopsida; Arecales; Arecaceae. Gene Ontology annotation, biological process: plastoquinone biosynthetic process; isoprenoid biosynthetic process.